Molecule: messenger RNA, 10281 nt
Organism: Ceratina calcarata
Lineage: Eukaryota; Metazoa; Arthropoda; Insecta; Hymenoptera; Apidae
Gene: stan
Product: protocadherin-like wing polarity protein stan
Exons: 9
Coding region: 33-9566 (3177 amino acids)
Biological process (GO): G protein-coupled receptor signaling pathway; homophilic cell-cell adhesion; cell surface receptor signaling pathway
Cellular component (GO): plasma membrane
Molecular function (GO): G protein-coupled receptor activity; calcium ion binding
Source: RefSeq, a predicted model, not a curated record
GAAGGAGCGGACGCUGUAAGAGGGUGGGUGCCAUGGCGAGAUGGAAAUGGAUCUUGCCGUUGCUCGCGGCUCUAUGGACCCUGACCGACGCCUAUUUAGCGGUGCUCUCGUCGAGCACGCCGCCCGGGACCGUCAUCUUCGAGGCAGGUGUGCCGCAGCUGGGCGGCCGUCGAAAGUACGAGGUGUCCAACGAGCGAACCGCGUGGUUCGCGAGGAAACUGCUCAAAGUGCACCCUCACACUGGCCGUGUGACUUUGGCGCGGCCGUUGAGCUGCGAUGGUCUCCAGUAUCCGCGGAUCUUCACCUUUUACGUGGAUUCCACUAGCUCCAGGCUCGGGAGACCGACGAUAGAUUAUUACAGUUUACCGCUUAGGAUUUUGAUCACUGGGUGCGGGGGAGAGAACCGAGAUUUGGCUGCUACCAGAGGAUGGAUGGCAGAGACCUUGGCUUCUUACGCGAUGCCCAGCACCGAGAGGUUCACUGAGGUUUGCCUUAGAACGUCGCAGCUGGUUGCCGCGCUACGCGAUUUCCUUCCUCAGACAGCGUCGAAGGAGUGCGAGACCAGAUGGGGCGGCGUGGCCGAUCCGAGGUUCCUGAUCGAGGGCGCGGCGGGCGAUUUAGUCUCGGCUACGGAGCAAUGUCUCGUGGAUCCUCUCUGGAAGAUAUCCGUGUCCAUGAGCUUGAGAUGCGGCAUGGAAUCGCGGCUGACCGACGCCGAGCACCGUCUCAAGAUCGUCUUUCACCAUCGCCAGUUAGAUGACACAGAUUUAGGUAGACGAGUACGGAGAGAAUUGAAAAACCAAUCCCCGUACUUCGAGCAACCUUUGUAUGUCGCCGCGGUCGAGGAAGAAAAAGAACCCGGCGUAUACGUCACGUCCGUUCGGGCCAGGGACCCGGAAGGUGGAACCGUUCGCUACUCAAUGAGCUCAUUACUGGAUGCCCGAUCGCAGUCGUUAUUGGUCCUCGAUCCUGUCACUGGAAGAGUUACCACCAGAGCCAGGUUAGACAGGGAGAGCGUAGACGUUCACUACUUUCGAGUGCUGGCCGUGGACGAUUCGUUUCCUCCGAGAACAGGCACUACCACGUUGCAGGUGAACGUAUUGGAUACGAACGAUCACGCGCCGAGCUUCGAGUGGCCGGAAUACGAUGCUUCUGUCAGGGAGGGUGUACCGGUGGGCUCAACGGUCGUUACGGUCAAGGCGACUGAUCAAGACGACGGUAGAAACGCAGAGGUGGAAUAUUCAAUUUUAUCGACGACGACUGGCAACGGAAUCGAGAGCACGGAAGAUGCACUGACCUUCAGGAUAGAUCCGAGAACAGGCGUGGUAACCACGCGGACGCCUCUUGAUAGAGAGAAGACGGAGAUCUAUACGGUGAUUUUGAGUGUGACUGAUCAGGCGACUCCACCAUCUGCGAGGAAAACUGCAAACGCUACGCUGGUGAUUCGAGUGUUGGACGAUAACGACAAUUAUCCUCAAUUUACCGAGCGCACUUAUUCUGUUUGGAUUCCGGAGGACCUAGACUAUACGGCGAAUCCGGUGAUAGCUCGCAUACGCGCGACCGAUGCAGACUCAGGGAACAACGCGGCGGUCCGAUAUGCUAUAAUCGGUGGGAACACUCAGACGACGUUUUCUAUAGAUUCUAUGAGCGGCGAUGUUGCUCUGGUAAAACCAUUGGAUUACGAAUCCACCAGGAGCUAUAAGAUAGUGAUACGCGCUCAGGACGGUGGUUCACCGGCUAGAUCGAACACCACUCAGUUGCUCGUGCAUGUGAAAGAUGUCAAUGACAACGCGCCGAGAUUUUACACCAGUCAUUUUCAAGAAUCUGUCUCGGAGAACGUGCCCGUGGGAUACUCGAUGCUGAGGAUACAGGCGUACGACGCUGACGAGGGCGCGAACGCACAAAUUAAAUACACCAUUGGUGCUCGGGACUUUACUGGAGCUUCCACAGAGAAUUUUCCCAUAACUGUUAAUUCGGAAACUGGCUGGAUUUACACAACAAAGCAGCUCGAUCGCGAGCUGUGUUCUAGAUACCAGUUCACCGUGAUUGCCGCAGACUCGGGCGAAGUACCGAAAUCUGCGAGCGCUACAGUGAUACUCACGGUGACCGACGUGAACGAUAACGAUCCUUACUUCGACCGAAAGAACUACGAAGCCGUGGUAUCGGAGGACGACCCGCCAGGCACGCCGGUUACUUCCGUUACGGCGACUGAUCCUGACGAGGACGCCAGGAUACACUAUGAGAUCACCGCAGGCAACACGAGAGGCCGAUUCUCGAUCGCCUCUCAGAACGGUCGAGGUCUGAUAACAGUGGCUCAGCCGCUGGACUACAAGCAAGAAAAGAGAUUUGUUCUAACCAUUACGGCUUCCGAUAGCGGGGGUAGAACCGACACUGCUCUCGUUUACGUUAAUAUAUCGGAUGCAAAUAAUUUUUCACCGGUUUUCGAGAACGCGCCUUACUCGGUGUCCGUCUUCGAAGACGCACCUAUCGGCACGACAGUUCUAGUCGUAAGCGCCACGGAUUCGGAUGUAGGAAAGAAUGCUCAGGUCACGUAUAGCUUGGAUAGCGACGGUGGAGACCAAUCAGUGUCUGAAUUCACGAUCAACCCGCAAACUGGAGCCAUUACCACCACUCGACCACUCGAUCGCGAAUCGGUGCCCGCAUAUUUAUUAACUGUUACUGCGAGGGAUGGAGGCGUGCCCCCGUUAUCGGACACCACCGAUGUGGAGAUAUCCGUUACGGAUGUAAACGACAAUGCUCCAGUUUUUGAGGCCCCUCAAUAUCAGGGUUCUAUUCCGGAGGACGUGUUAAUCGGUACCAGCGUUUUAAGAGUCUCCGCUACAGAUGCUGACACGGAUCUCAACGGCAGAGUAAGGUAUUCGUUGGAAGACGACGGCGAUGGAGCCUUCGCGGUAGAUUCGACUACGGGAAUCAUCAGAACGGCAAAACCAUUGGAUAGAGAGUCUGUGGCGAGGUAUACGCUGAAGGCAGUCGCUAUGGACAGAGGUUCCCCAUCGCUCUCGACUGUAGUGCCAGUGACCAUAAAAAUAGAAGACGUAAACGAUUCUCCUCCCGCUUUCGAGAACGAUAAAAUCGUCCUUUACAUAGCUGAGAAUUCUCCGAUCGGCUCCACGGUUGGCGAAAUCUAUGCGCACGAUCCUGACGAAGGACCGAACGCCGUCGUGCAAUAUUCCGUAAUCGGAGGUGAAGAUUCGAAUAGUUUCGCUCUUAAUAUUAGACCCGGAGCGGAUCGAGCGGAACUGAUCACUUUGGAAGAACUCGAUUACGAAUCGCCGAAAAAGAAAUUCGAAUUAGUCGUGCGCGCUGCUUCACCUCCAUUGAGGUCGGAUGCUCUGGUCCAAAUUCUCGUCACCGACGUGAACGACAAUGCGCCCGUGUUGAAGGAUUUCCAAAUUAUAUUCAACAAUUUCAAGGACUUCUUUCCGACUGCUCCUAUAGGAAAAAUACCUGCAGUCGACGCGGACGUCACUGACAAGUUGACGUACACGAUACUCGCCGGAAACAACGCGAAUUUGAUCGAGUUGAACAGAACCACCGGUGAAAUCAGACUGUCGCCGCAAUUAAAUACAAACGUGCCACGCGUAGCGACGAUGGAAGUAUCCGUCACGGAUGGCAUCAACGAUGUUAAGGCUACCAUGACUCUCUCCGUGCGGUUGAUCACCGACAAGAUGCUCUUGAACUCCAUCACCGUUCGACUCGAUGAUAUGACCGCCGAAGCUUUUCUCAGCCCACUCUUGGGAUACUUUUUGGACGGAUUAGCCGCGAUUAUUCCCUGUCCCAGGGAGAACAUCUUUGUGUUCAGUGUUCAAGAGGACGCGAACGUGAACGGGAAGAUCUUGAACGUGAGCUUCUCCGCGCGGAAGGUCGAGCCGGGUGUAACCGACGAGUUUUACAGCCCACAGUUUCUUCAGGAACGCGUCUACUUGAACCGAGGUAUAUUGGCGAGAUUGGCUACGGUCACCGUGUUGCCAUUCGACGACAACCUCUGCGUGAGAGAGCCCUGUUUGAACUUCGAGGAGUGCCUGACGGUGUUGAAGUUCGGGAACGCGUCCGGCUUCGCAAGCAGCGACACCGUUUUAUUCAGACCGAUAUAUCCGGUGACUACAUUCGCGUGCAGAUGCGCGAAGGGCUUCACCGGCAGCAAGGAAUCUUAUUUAUGCGACACGGAAGUGAAUUUGUGUUACUCUAAUCCCUGCAUGAACGGGGGCACUUGUUACAGAAGGGAGGGUGGAUACGCGUGCGUUUGUAGCCCUGAAUUUGCUGGAGAGAACUGUGAAAUCUCGUUAGAUAAAGACUCCUGCGCACCAGGAAUUUGCAAGGGAGGGUCACAGUGUACGAUUAAAACUACGGGAGGUUUCACUUGCGAAGGUUGCCCCGUUACCACGUUGGAGAACGUGACGCCGCUCUGCGAACUGAAAGCUCGCAGCUUCGGACGCGCAACGUUCCUCACGUUCGCUUCACUCAGACAGAGACACAGACUGCAUAUAAAAUUAAGAUUCGCCACCGAAGCGACCAACGGUCUUCUGCUCUACAACGGGCGAUACAAUGAGAAACACGACUUCAUAGCUUUGGAAAUAAUCGACUCCCAAGUACAAUUCAGCUUUUCCCUUGGCGACGAGAUCACUCGGGCGACUGCCAGCGUGCCUGACGGAGUUUCCGAUGGCCAGUGGCACGAGGCAGAAGUUUCCUACAUAAACAAGACCGUGACGAUUUCUCUGGACAACUGCGACGUCGCUUUGGCUUUGGAAUACGGCGAACGACUCGGUGCGAGAUGGUCCUGCGCGGCGCGGAGCGAGCAAGUGCUAGAGGAACGUUGCAGCAUCGUCACCGAAACGUGCCAUCGAUUUCUAGACCUAACCGGGCCGCUGCAGUUAGGCGGGCUACCUGCUAUACCUUCCAGCUUUCAGAUCAGAAACAAAGACUUCGUCGGUUGCAUCAGCGACUUAUAUAUCGAUCAUAUUUUCAUCGAUUUGAAUUCUUUCGUAGCCGACAACGGUACGAACCCCGGUUGCCCGGAAAAGGCUUCGUUCUGUUCGUCGACGCCAUGUAAGAAUAACGGAAAAUGCCGGGAAAUAUGGUCCGGGUUCACUUGCGAGUGCGAAGAGACCUUCGGUGGACCUACCUGCACCGAUGAAGUCGGCAAGCCGUGGAGUUUCAAGGGCGACGGCAUGCUUAGUUUCAACCCUCUACUGAGACCGAUACAGCUGCCUUGGUUGACGGCUCUUAGCCUGAGGACGCGCUCGAAGCAGGCGUUCCUGAUGAGCGUGCAGAUCGGACAGAACAGCUCAGCGCUGCUCGAGAUUCGCGAAGGCAAGCUGGUGGCACUGUUGGACGGCGCGGACAUUAUACAAACGUGGAACAACGUCGCCGACGGUGAGUGGCACAGGAUAGAGAUCCUCUGGCAAAGCGGGCACGUCUCUCUAGACAUCGACUAUCGAAACCGACCCGUGUCCUCCCCAUUGCCAGCGAAGCUGCAGGGUCUGUACGUCGGUAGGAUCCUCGUAGGUGGACCGGAACAAUCAGCGAACACCGAACUGCCAUCGUUCGACGGAUGCCUUCAAGAUAUUCGCAUCGGCACCAACCAAAGCGUGCUCCAGCGACCGACCGUUCAAGAAAACGUUGCAACCGGAUGUAGCUCGGAGACCGAGUGCAACGCCGACUGUCCGGACGCAUCGAUCUGUUUGGCUAAGUGGCAGGCCAGCGAAUGCGUUUGCGCGGCUGGUCGCGUCGGCCGCGACUGCGAACGUGUCUGCGAUUUGAACCCUUGCAACAACACCGGAAUUUGCAUCGAAGAUCCGACUUCCCGAAGAGGAUAUCGAUGCGAGUGCAACUCUCCGGAGUACUCCGGAGAUUACUGCGAGGUAAAGGCGGAUCAACCUUGUCCGGCGACCUGGUGGGGUUCUCCCGUUUGCGGGCCGUGCCACUGUGACGAGUCUAAGGGCUACGAUCCCGCGUGUAAUAAAACAACGGGCGAGUGUUACUGCAAGGAGAAUCAUUAUCAACCUUCCGGGAAGAAGGAGUGUAUUCCUUGCGAAUGUUACGCGACGGGAAGCUUCGGUCCGAGAUGCGACACCGAGACGGGCCAGUGCCGAUGUCGAGUAGGCGUAAUCGGACGAUCUUGCACCGCGUGCCCUAAUCCCUACGCCGAAGUUACACUUCGCGGUUGCGAGGUAGUUUACGAUGGGUGUCCCAGAUCUUAUGCCGAAGGCUUGUGGUGGCCGAGAACCAAAUUCGGAAUGACCGCGGUCGAGGACUGUCCGGAUAUGGCAGAGGGGAAGACGUCUAGGUCCUGCGAUGACAAGUUAGGCGGCUGGCAGGAACCCGAUCUGUUCAACUGUACGUCAGAAGCUUUCAUCGAGCAAAGACAUCAAUUGUCCGCGUUGGAAACAAAGGAUUUGACUCUAAACACUUAUGUAGCUGUUAAAAUUGCGAAGGAUUUGCACAGGGCUAUGAACGUGACGAAGGAAUUGUACGGCGCCGAUCUGUUAAUAGCGGAAUCGUUGUUGGUUGUCUUGCUGCGGUACGAGGAAAGUUUGAUUGGAUUGAAUUUAACUCACAGCCAGGACAGAGACUACGUAUCCCACCUGGUCGGAAUUUCCAGUAACAUUUUGAAGUCUAAGUAUUUAGAGAAGUGGUCUAGAAUCGAGACUCUCAAUGGAGAUACUCCUGACAAGGUUUUGGAUGCAAUGGCCGAUUAUUUGGAGAUCUUGACCGCAUCUCAACACGAUACCUUUACAAAUCCUUUUGAAGUAGUCGAUAACAACGUUGUACUCGGCUUGGAUAUAGUGACUUCGGAAAGUUUGUUCGGAUACGAAACGGCGGAGUACGUGGAAGAUCUGUCGGCGUCGACGGCUCGACCAGGCGAAGCGGAUCAAAAGGUCGUGAUACCGGAUACUUCCGCGUUUCUCUCAUCGCCUACGCCCUUCGGCCCAUCGAUCUCUUUCCCCAAAUACAACAACUACAUGGCCGAUCCAAACAGAUUCGACCCAUACUCGAAAAUACGAGUACCCCUCAGCGUGUUAGGCAUUAAAUCACCGUUGCAAGGAGAAUUAAACGUGAAGAAGAGUUUGGUCAAUCGGAAAGCUGUGCUGAGUUACGUACAAUAUAAGCAAUUAGGUGUCCUGUUGCCUCAAAGAUUCGAUGACUCGGUGACGGUUAGAUGGGGCGUGGAAGUGGCGGUUGGUUCUCCAGUCGUGACGGUGUCCGUCUUAGUUCCCUCCGAAACCGGUUACGAGUCAUUGACCGGGAUCCCUCUACAAUCCCCGGUCCAAAUCAGCCUCUGGCUCAGCGAGAGGGACGAGCUGAAGACGAGAACCAACCCGCAGUGCGUCCACUGGAGCACAGCUAGAGGAGCCGGCGAAUGGAGUCGAAUGGGUUGCACGACGGAAAUCGAGGAUGACUCUUUAUCGUUCGGCAGCAUCGUCAACUGUUCCUGUCUUCAACUAUCCACUUUCGCGAUACUAACGGACGUACUCGACCCAGAAUACGUUCCAGAGCCGUCAUUGCUAGAAGACGUGACGAGCUAUAGCGCGUUUAUGCUCGCGUUACCCUUAUUACUAUCUGCAUUGCUCAUCCUGGGUUUGAUCCGUGGAGGCGGUACCAAUUCGAACAGCAUACACAAGAACUUGGUAAUGUGCGUCUUCUUCGCUGAAGUGCUGUAUCUGAUCGCGCUCAAAGCCAGAAGUCCUCUAGUCUCGAACGAGUUCCCGUGCAAACUAACUGCGAUCGGCUUGCACUACGCCUGGUUAAGCACAUUUUCUUGGACGCUGGUCGACUCGAUUCAUCUCUAUCGAAUGUUGACCGAAAUGAGGGACGUUAAUCACGGACAGAUGAGGUUCUACUAUACUAUGGGCUACGGCGCGCCGGCGAUUAUAGUCGGAUUGACGAUCGGAGUACGGGCCGAUCAAUACGGAAACUUUUAUUUCUGCUGGUUAUCAAUUUACGAAACUGUCAUUUGGUCUCUGAUAGGACCGAUCUGUCUCGCCGUUUUCGUCAACUUCUGCAUUCUCGUGAUGUCGAUCCGCGCAGCUUUCACGUUGAAGGAGCAUAUAAUGGGUUUCGGGAACCUGAGAACACUUCUCUGGUUAUCCGUAGCUUCCUUGCCGUUGCUCGGAUCCACGUGGACGUUGACGGUUCUGAACGCGUCCGAAAAUUCCCCGACAUUAUCGUAUCUGCUCAGUAUAGCGGUAGUCGUUCACGCGUCUUUCAGUUUAGUCGGCUAUUGCUUCAUCAACGGCAGAGUGCGACGGAAUUUAUAUUUAAGCUUGUUGAGAUGCAUCGGGAAGAAGACGCCGCUUUUAGAAGGCAGCAUGGGAAACGGAAGCAGUAGUCAAAAUGUAAAUGGCCACUCGCGAUCCGCGUUGGCGUAUUCGUCGACGUAUAGCGGUGCCGAAUCCGUGUGCAGAAGAGUCCACGUAGGAGUUUCGACGAGCAGCACAACUUCAAGAAGUACAAAUAAGACUGGGUCGAGUCCCUAUCGCAGCGACGCACAUUUGAGGCACACCUCUACUUCCACGAGCAAUUACAACAGUGAUAGAGAUCCGUACAUGUCCUCUAGGAGUCAUCGAUCGACGAUGCACUCUAGGCAAGAACCGACAGAGCCAAGGAAUCAGCGUAGAGAUUCGGAAUCGGAUUCGGACGGGUCUCAGGCGGAGGGUGGCGGGAGGAGUUUGGAUCUGGCGAGUUCACAUAGCUCCGACGAAGAGGAUGUCACGUCGAGGUCGCAUAGAAACAUGGGCGUCUCGACGCAGCAACCUGUUGCGCACAGUUAUCUACCCAACAUUCAUAGCAAUCCCACCGAACACUUGAACAUACUUUGCUCAAACACGGAACUAUUUCCGAACAUUAAACCCAUAUACGCGCCUAGAUGGAGUUCUCAAUUACCCGAAGCAUAUUUGUCAGCAAACGUGAUGGAUGUGCGCGGUAGCCAAUGGUCCGGUGGCACCAUGUCCGACAAUGAGAUGGCUUCGAACAAGACCUCCAGCCCGAAUCCACUGCCUUAUCCCGAUAUGAAUUCACCGCAGAAGAGUCAGCCGGAUGAGAAUUAUUCAGAAGGCGAAGAGAAGCUUCAUCACUUAGGAGAGAAGUACCUGUUCCCGUACACGGCCGAGGAAGAUCACACAGUCUCGCCCACUCCGUACAUGCUACCUAUGUCUUCCCGAAUUCUGGCGUCCAGCAUGAGCCAUCAUUCACAAAAUUCGAACCACGACAACAUGAGCGGUUCGGAGAGGUACGGGAGCUUGAAGAGGGGGCAAAGUUUGCACGGGUCGCACAACGAGAAUUUGAGCGGUUCCGAGAGAUACGGUAGCUUGAAGCGCGGCAAGAUCACUCCUACUGUACUUGAAGAUGCGCCGGAGUAUAUCUUGCCAAUGAGCGGCAGAAUACUGUCGAGCUCGUUGACCCACGAUCUACAGCACAGCAAUGAAUUGGCUGCUCUUCGGCAACAACAGCAGCAGCAGCAACAGCAGCAAUAUGAGCAGACUAUCACGGAGACCGACGAGGAGGUAAGCGUUUAUGGGAAUAUCGUCUUUGAAAAGUCGCGUUAAAUGCUUUAUUCCAUCAUCUCCGACGAGUCGUACUUCUAAAAAAAGAGAGUUUAACGAGUGGUUUGCAAUGAUGCUGUUUCAGGAAGGAUACUAACGCGGAAACGUCAGUAUGACGAGGCUCCGUGGUACAAACAGACACCGUACAAAGUAAUAUAACGUACUAUUAGCUUAUUAAAGAUUUCAAAUGAAUUAAAUAUAAAUAUAGAUUAUAUAUAUAUAUUACUUAGAGCCGGGUAAGUGCUCUAAGGUAUAUUUUAAGAGCGGCCAUGACUGUACUUACGAUGUUAGCCAUAUCAGUUGGUACGUACGUGUGAGUGCCUGUACGUAUUUAUAUACACGCGUACGCUUGUGUCGGUAUAUUUCGUUUCGUGUGCGACGUCAGGCCUCGGCGCCGAGGCGAAUCUUCCGAUUUCUCUGUUGACCGCAAUUUUUUUAUUAACGACAGACGGGUCGGAAGACAAAUGAUCUCUAGUUCGUUUCAUCGUUCGUUUAACUAGCAUCAGUUUCUUCUAGUACCUUCAUUUCUCGACUCAGUAUUGUGCAAUUGGUGCAUUCCAUUUUUCUCGUAUUUAGUCCUUUCAUUUUCGACGAAGUUUAUACAUUUUUAUACAUGCCAUGGAAGAAUCGUACAACUGUGCAGCGGAAUUUUCAUAGUUUUGUAUAUAUUUAUAUGAAAAAGAAUGUGACAAAAUACAUAAUUUAUAUAUAUCCUUCA